AUGAUUCGAGGAGGCCUCAUCUCUCUUGUUUACCGACAGACAACCAAGCUUCAAGCCAGAGACUUCAAGGACAAGUCUUCUAUCACGUUGAUAUCGACUGACGUGGAGCGCAUCAGCUACAGAAUCCGUGGGAUUCAUGAAGCCUGGAUGGCCCCUAUUCAGGUGGCAAUCGCAAUAUUUCUUCUGGAGCGACAGCUUGGUGUGGCCUGUUUGAUCCCGACCGUCAUUUCAUCUCUCGCGAUACUGGCCACGUUCCCACUAUCCAAAACGUCAUGCGGUGCACAGCUGAGGUGGAUUGAACGUGUUCAAGCACGUCUCACUGUAGUAUCCAGCAUGCUGCAUGAUAUGAAGGCUGUCAAAAUGCUAGGCAUAAGUGAUAAGCUGUUUGACAGUGUUUCGGGCUUGCGAAGAGAAGAGCUGAAAGCCUCAGAGCGCUUCAGAGUCCUCAUUCUCUGGCAAAUUGCAAUCUCGAAUUUGCCUCUCACACUGGCUCCAUAUGCAACAUUUGUGAUUUUUUCUUUGAUAGCAGUGACUACUGGCGGCGACUCACUUUUUUCAAAUCGGACGUUCACUUCUCUAUCCCUUAUUUCUCUGAUGACCUCCCCGCUUCUCAUAUUUGUCCACACUCUCCCGGGACUAUGGCAGUCGGUCGGGUGUUUUGAUCGUAUUGAGAAAUACUGCGCACAGGUACCGUUAGACGAAGACUCGGAGUUUCUCCUAGGGGCUGAUGGUAUUGAGCUGCAAUCGAACACUGGUUCCUCUACGCGCUCAGCUGGAACGGUGCUUGAACUCCAUGACGCCAGCUUUUCCUGGUCAGACGACUCCGAGCCAGUCCUUCGAGAUUUCAAUAUUUAUUUGAGAAAAGGCAUGAUUACAGCAAUUAUAGGAUCCGUGGGAAGUGGCAAAAGCACAUUUCUAGAAAGCAUCCUGGGGGAGACAGUUCUGCAAAGAGGCUCCAUUUCUCCAUUCAACUCAACAGUCGCGUACUGCCCCCAGACGCCUUGGAUCAUGAACGACACGAUUCGUGCGAAUAUCACUGGCCCUGCAUCAUACGAUGAGAAAUGGUAUAACUUUGUGAUCUGGGCCUGUGCGCUGGAGACGGAUUUGCAAAGUAUCCCUGGUGGUGAUCUUUCUAUCGCUGGAACCUCCGGUAUCACGCUCAGCGGAGGUCAGAAACAGCGCAUUUCUCUUGCCCGCGCUGUUUACUCGCGAGCAGCGGUCCUGGUUCUCGACGAUGUAUUCAGCGGGCUCGACACUCGAUCGGUAGCUGCGAUUUCAUCUCGGUUGCUGUCAGUGGACGGCCAUUUCAGAAAGGCAGGCAGGACUGUUGUUCUUGCAACUCAUAACAAUCGCAUUCUCCCGCUUACAGACGAGAUCUUGAUGCUAGACAACGGCCGAUUGUCCAGGGCUGGGGCAUACGAGCAGUUGCGCUCCAUGAUACCAGAAGAUAGCCGAGGCCAACGCACUGAGGAAUCUGAAACGCAGAGGUCUCCCACCGACAAGCCUAUCGAAAUGAACAGUGUUUCUCGGAUGCUCCAGGCAGUUCCCGAAAAUGACGCUGAUGCAAACAUGGUUCGACGAGACGGGAGUUGGUCCGUAUAUGUGUUCUACUUCCAGUCGGCUGGCUGGAUAGUCGUAAUCACUGUCGGGUUAUGUGUCGCGCUAUAUGGUUUCUCUGAGCAAUUUUCUACUGUGUGGCUUCAGCAGUGGUCGAAUGCCAACGAUAGUCAUCCGAAUCAGAGGAUCGGGUUUUAUAUCGGAAUCUAUUCAUUCAUAUUCGUGUUAUCACUGACUACGCUCAUGAUUGGAGCUUGGGGCCUGUUUGUGAAAGCGAUCAACAAUACCGGACUUACCAUGCAUUCUCACUUGUUAAGUGUUACAUUAAGAGCGCCAUUCAGCUUCUUUCAAAAAGUCGACGCCGGAUUGACAACAAAUAGCCAAGACCUCGAGCUCAUCGAUCUGGAUCUUCCAAACGAAUCCAUAAAUUCGGCCCUUGCCCUGGCAAGCUGUGUUGUGGAGCUUGUCAUUCUGUGCGCGAUGGGUAAAUAUCUCACCGUGACCGUUCCAAUCUUGGCAGUCAUUCUCUUUUUCGUGCAGGGAUACUACCUCAGAACCUCCCGACAAGUGCGACUCCUGGAUAUUGAGACCAAGGCGCCUCUCCUCACUCACCUCGUCGAGACAAUGCAGGGAAUAUCCGUUAUUCGAGCCAUGCGGUGGCAGAAACCCUUCCAGAGUCGUCUGAAUAUACUUCUCAAUCAGUCACAGCAACCAUUUUAUAUGCUAUUUUGCAUUCAGCAAUGGCUUCAACUAGUGCUUGACUGUAUCGUCAUGGCUCUGGCCGUCAUCCUUGUCACCUUGGUCGUCUCAUUGAAAGACAAGUUCAGUCCCGGUGCGAUCGGUGUCGCACUGAAUCUGAUUUUAAGCUUUAAUUUGGACUUAAUGCAGCUUAUUCAGUCAUGGACGAAGUUGGAAACAUCAAUCGGGGCCGUCUCCCGUAUACAGGACUUCAUGGAGAACACACCGUCAGAGGACCAGGAUCAACGCCGUAUAGAGCCGCUCUCACUCCCGCCGGUUCUUCAGGACCUGUCCUUAGCCAUACGGUCAGGGGAGAAGGUCGCCGUUUGUGGCCCUUCUGGAAGCGGCAAAACAUCUUUAAUUCUUGGAUUGUUACAAAUGAUCGAGCUGGAGCAAGGCAACAUAGAAAUCGACGGUAUAGAUUUAUCUACACUCCCCUGUGGUGCAGUGCGAUCUCGAAUCAACGUCGUUCCUCAGGAGCCAUUCUUCAUGCCAGGAACGCUUCGGUUCAACCUUGACCGCGGGUUUGAGAAUAGUCCCAUAUCCGAUUCAACUCUCAUCCGAUCACUAGAAGCCGUUGGAUUGUGGAAGAAGGUUUGUGACAACACACCCGGGGGAGGAGAACUGGAUCAGCAGUUGUCCGUAUCGGAUUGGUCAGUAGGGGAGCGACAACUGCUAGCACUUGCGCGAGCAAUGGUGAUGAAAAGCCCAAUUUUGGUUCUUGAUGAGGCGACCAGCAGUGUCGACUGGGAGACGGAAGCGACCAUGCAGAGUAUAAUCGAGGGAGAAUUCGCUUCCCAGACGGUGAUUUCAGUUAUUCAUCGACUUCGAUAUAUUGAAAAGUUUGAUCGUGUUGCUUUGAUGAGGCAUGGGCGGCUUGUAGAGUUUGAUAGCCCAAAGGUAUUGCUGGAAGGCCCAUCGGAAUUCCAAGCCUUCUAUCGCGCGAAGCAUGCUGAAUAG
This is a messenger RNA of Penicillium cosmopolitanum, 3255 nucleotides long. RefSeq lists its product as uncharacterized. The record is from RefSeq and is a predicted model, not a curated record. Gene Ontology annotation, cellular component: membrane. Bases 1 to 3255 code for a protein of 1084 amino acids. Gene Ontology annotation, biological process: transmembrane transport. Lineage: Eukaryota; Fungi; Ascomycota; Eurotiomycetes; Eurotiales; Aspergillaceae. Gene Ontology annotation, molecular function: ATP binding; ATP hydrolysis activity; ABC-type transporter activity. The transcript has 11 exons.